Molecule: messenger RNA, 3592 nt
Organism: Suillus subalutaceus
Lineage: Eukaryota; Fungi; Basidiomycota; Agaricomycetes; Boletales; Suillaceae
Exons: 4
Coding region: 410-3265 (951 amino acids)
Source: RefSeq, a predicted model, not a curated record
AAUAUUUUGCAAGUCACACCGUGACCGUGCCCGUCGGUAGAUUAGAUAUCCCUAGGGAAACACGGGUUGGGAACCGUGGUAUUCGGAUGCGUAGGAUUGGAGUAUGGUAAACAUGAGUUUUGAUGUGGCGCCGUUGUGUGAGUUAUGACGGGAUUAUUAACGGCGGUAGUAUGCUGUUGGUUGCUGUCUUGCACGCGGAUCAAACCAAUCAUACAUCCAAAUAGGACCACUGGCAUGAUGUAACUUUAGUGUGAAUGAAUCCAUGAAUAGCCUAUGAGUGGCUGACUCGCUAGCGCCGAGGGCAACCUAGCCUUGGCCUAGUCUCUUUCUCUCUUCCACCGAGGUUAACGUAUACCCUGUCCUGGUUCUAGUUCGGUUAAGUCACUGUUCUUGCUCAUCGUGUUCAACGAUGGCGAGAGCACCAUCUGCCUUAUGCCUUAUGUUAUGUCUUCUACUUUCCUCGUCCCUCUUUUUUCAGGUUUCAGCUCAGUCUACAAACCAGACCACUGCGAGCAACGGUACACCUUCUCCCACUGUCUCUGCAAAUGUUACAACGUUCUUGACGACUAGCUCCUACACCUCAACAUAUGUCAGCCACUCAGGGAACAUUGCGACCACUAUCACCACCGUAUUACCCACAGUGUACAAUGCGACAAGGACUUCAUCCACGUCAACAUCCUCAUCCUCAUCCUCAGCUUCAUCCACCCCAACUCCCAUCGUCCUAGCUACUACAAUAACUCCAGCUUUCGGUGUAUUGGGAGCGAUCCUCAUCAUAACUGGACUACCGAGUGCGUUCUGGGGCCACAAGAAUAGAUGGACAUCUUUCUUCCUAAUUGGUUUCUAUACCCUUUCAUUGGUCUGUUUCGUUCUUAUCGUCAAAUUCGGCAUUCUUCCCGCGAUCAACCCACCGAGCAACACACUCCAGGGCAUGUUCGUAUUAGCCUCCGCCGUUGCUGGUAUCAUGGGCGGCGCCUUCACAAUCUUCUUUUGGAAGGCCACUAAAUACUUCAUUGGCGCAUGGGGUGGUUUCGCUUUCGGACUAUGGAUACAAUGCUUUAAAAGUGGCGGUCUUAUUACCCCUGUUGGCAUGAGAUGGAUUCUGUAUAUAGCAUGCAGCGUGGUUGCAUUUGUCCUAUGCACGAUACCCAAGAUACAUUGGCAUAUGCUUCUGGUUGCGACUGCCUUUGUUGGCUCGUCCGCCUUCAUACUCGGCGUGGAUUGCUACACCACAGCUGGCUUAAAAGAGUUCUACGUCUGGAAUCUAGGUUUCACCUCCCUAUUCCCGAAGUAUGUCGAUAACAGCAUUGCAUUCCCGGUAACACAAACUAUGGAAAUCGAACUUGGACUCAUUGGAGCGGUCACUCUUAUGGGCGGAGCCGUUCAGCUCCGCAUCCUCCGCGUCUUGCAGCGCAAACUUAAGGAAAUUGCUCACGAAGAAAAGAAGCGGGAUGAAGAGGCCGAAAUCAACGCUGCCGGUAAAUUCCAAGAGCUCUCAAAGGAGCAGGAGGAAUGGGAAAACGAUCACCCACCACUUGGAAUGCAUGCCCGGACGGCCAGUGGCUACUCUGGGACUCCUUUAAUGAAGGAUUUCCCCACCAGAGGCUCUCAAGAUGGGCGGGCUUCCAUGUUCACGUUGGUUGGCGGGCGUGGUCGCUAUACAUCGGGAGUGUCUGACUUCAUGGCUGCUCCCACCCCUGACGAAGAUAUCAAGCGGAUCGCACGUGAUACCCAAGCGCCCGGUGUCUUGCCUGCUCUUGAUCUUGGCCUUGGAAUUCAACAGGAUGUCCCUUCUGGGUUCAUUACUGAUAACGAUCCUGACAGCAGUGAUACCAAACACAGCGAUGUGAGGAAAGCUGUCUCAUUGGAGUUGGAAGAUCUUGCACGCAAGGAGGAGCUUCUAGCCGAAAUUCAAACCAUCAGACGCUCAAUCGAUGCACUCAGAUCGGAGACACCUGGCCUUGACUCGGACGACUCCCGCUCUCGUCGUAUCUCUCUGACCUCUCGCCGCACCCUUAGCUAUGACCUUGAUAAUGCUAUUGCUCCACGUCCACACACUCGCCCACCCAGACAGCCAGAUCCACGCGGCCGUGCACAAUCCAUGGAAUUUUCCAAGCUAAUAGAUGCGCCUCCGCUUGGUGCAUCUAUUGGCCGUCCUACAAGUGUUCCUCUGCGCGAUGAUGACUGGGACUCGUACGUUCGUGACCGUAAGCUCCUACAACCACCGGCUGGGGUGACUGCACCCAUUCCAACGAGCCGUAUGUCCACGACAGGAUCACUAUCUGCACAACAACGCCUACCUGUCCCGUCAGCUGUCACUGAAGCCCUCUCCCAAAGGAAACGCCGGGAGAGUUUGUUGGACCCUGGUGUUGGUCCAGACACAAGCGCGAAAGAUACGUCGGACGAGGAUAUGCCCAUUGCCACCCUUCCAACAGCCCGCGCUCACACAAAGAAAUCCAAACCACAUACCAGCAGCAUGAUCCCAGCUGUGUUAGCACCCUUGCAGCCUCCUGCAUCUGCCACACGUUAUCCUCCUGCCAUCCUCUCCAGGAGUGCCCCAUUGUUACCUGAGCUCGAGCGAAGCAACAUACCGAUCGUCCUUCCUCCCACUCGACCAUUGAAGGCUGCGGUCGCUGAGCUCCCCAGCAAUAUCCCCGUGAUCAUUCCUCGUGGACAAAGUGCAAACAUCGCAGCUCCAGUUGCCCAGAGGCCAGAACCUCAGCGUGUUGCGACGUUUGAGGAAAUGGAGGAACGGCAUCGGGAGAAGAUGCGGGGUCUCCAAGCUCCCAUCACGGAGGCUGAGAAACAAAAUGCGGAGGUCCAGGCUGCCAAGCAUCGUUGGGAGCGCUCAAAGGCAGUGGAGCGGGAGGCGGUAAACAGGCGGCAUGCUGAGAAGGCCGCAGAACUUGCACGAGAAGAGAAGGAGAAGUUGCGGCGCAGGUCAGAGGACGGUCUUGGCAAGGUGGGAUCCGAGGACGACAAGAACCCAGAACGUCGGUCUAAGGGAAUAAACGCUGACAAGCUUGCUGCCAUUGGCGGUGUCAACAACCCAUCGUCGUCAAAACGCCAAUCGGUACUGAGGGUGGAGGAUUGGCAGCGGCUUCAGCAGGAUGUGGAGCUUGGAGUUCGCCCCGAACGCGCUGCUGGCACAAAGCGGGAGUCUCGCAGGAUGAAGACUGAGGCCAACGCGACUGUUCCAUUCCCUGGACAAAGUCGCCCGAUGGACAGACGUCGUUCUGCCGGAGUUCCUCGCGACCCUCCCAGUUGAGCCUGAAAUAGUGUCAGAUGUCAGGUGCUAUGGUCACGUCACUCUCAUUUUCUAAGACAUAUUGGACGUUCAUGGACAUAUUUUUACGCCUGUCGUUUCAUUAGGGUAUCCACAUGUCUCUUGCGACUUCGACAACUUUAAUAUUGUUUUCUUACCGUCUAUCCCCCUUUUCUUGCAUUAUGCAUAUGUAGAACCAUUGUAAUACAUAUCGCACGACGAUUCAAGUCUGCGUAUGUUUUGUAGGUAGCUGCAUACGUGACUUCAUUUGAUCAAUUCUAGGCAUUUGAGUACCUUUGUGCCUUGAAAUGGCUGGCCCCUCUUAUGCGA